Molecule: messenger RNA, 1282 nt
Organism: Trichogramma pretiosum
Lineage: Eukaryota; Metazoa; Arthropoda; Insecta; Hymenoptera; Trichogrammatidae
Product: alpha-tocopherol transfer protein-like
Exons: 7
Coding region: 226-1233 (335 amino acids)
Cellular component (GO): membrane
Molecular function (GO): phosphatidylinositol bisphosphate binding
Source: RefSeq, a predicted model, not a curated record
CCAGGUAGGCAAAAGCCGAGACGUCGUCGCUUCGCUGCAGUAGACAAGGCGCGCAGCCAACACAACGCGCGCAGGCACCGAGAUUAUAAAAGUCCACUGGCUUCGGCGCCAAGGGGUCAGUCGUUUCAAACGUCUCGUGCUAGCUCGAUCGACGCAUUGUCGCAGACGAUUGUUAUUGCUUUGUUUUCGUCACUCCUACGGGACCAACUUUUUUGAUUCAUCAUCAUGAGCGGCGAGUGGGUUACACCGGAGGACGACUACGACUGUCAGCUGUCGGAGGAGACCCAGAAGAUGGCCAAGGACGAGCUGCGCGAGGACAAGAACACUCGCGACCAGGCCCUCGAGCAGCUGCGCAGCUGGCUCAAGCUCAACCCUCGCGUUGAGAACAGCCGCAUGGAUGCGAGAUUUCUUCUGAGAUUUUUGCGUUGCAAAAAGUUCAACGUACCAAUGGCCCAAGAGGCGAUCGAGCGUUACCUCCUCCUGCGCCAAGUCUACCAGCCCGCUUUUCACAAUCUCGACGUGAAGGAAAAAAACAUGGAGGAACUGCUGGCUCUGGGCUACAUAUUUGCCGUGCCAGGAAGAGAUCCCAAAGGACGUCGCGUCAUCGUCGCCAGACCCGGUGUCUUCGAUCCGUACAAAUACACCAACGCCGACAUGUGCAAGAUUCACGGGCUGACUUACGAGGCGCUCAUGGAGGACGAGGAGAGCCAAGUGCGCGGAUUCGUGCACUUUGCCGACGGAGCCGGAGUUAGCUUCCCGCAUCUGACCCUCUUCACUCCGAAGGAGGCCGUGCGCAUCGUCAAGAACGGCGAGCGCACCUUGCCGAUGCGUCACAAAGAGGUGCACGCCAUCAACGUGCACCCGUCGCUCAAGUUCGCCCUGGACUUCGGCAUGUCGCUGAUCUCGGAAAAGAUUCGCAGCCGCGUGACCAUCUACACGAGCCUCGACGACGCCAAAGAGAAAGGCAUGGACUGCAGUAUGCUGCCCAAGGAGUACGGUGGCACAAUACCGAUGAAGGAGAUGAUCAAUGCCUGGCGCGAGGAACUCAUGAGCCUCAGAAUGACGCUUCUGAGCCACGACAAAAUGCGCGUGAGACCCGAGUUGUACUCGGAAAAGGCCCGAGAAGGCGCCGUAUCCGCUCUCAAGCAGGGAUUCAAUUGCUCGACCGUAUCGACUGGCGAAUCCACCAUGCAUGGAAUUUGUGGUUCCUUCAGGAAACUCGAGGUCGAUUGAUGACUGCCGUCUCAAAUAUUAUAUGCUAUCGUAGCGUCAUUACAACGAA